UGAGGGUGAGAAUUAAGGACGGUUGUGAGCGAGAGUUUGAUCUAUGUCUCCGCCACUUUCUUCGAGUCAGCAUCCCUCCCCAGAGCGCCAACCCGUCCGCUGUGUGUAGCUCGGCCAUCCCACAGUAUUUCGCCUAUCCCAGAGAGAAGCACCAGAAAGCCGUACGGCCAAGCCUUUGUUCAAGCCCUUUAUCGACAUGCCCUCUGAGAAAGCGCCGGCUGGGGCAGAGAACGAGGCCAACCAGCCAUGUGCGCUGGGCACAGGCCAUGCCAAAAGCUCCAGCGAUGGCGUGAAUGAUAGCGACACCACCGGUAUCGAAUGGAACGAGGAGCGGCGCAACAAUCUAGUCGCCGACUGGAAGUUCAUGGACUUCGAACACUUUAAAAACAGGCAUGGCCCAGACGAAGGCAUGCACAUCAUUGAGGCUCUGCGAGCCCAUCCGUACAUUGAAGAGGAGAUCUGGAAAGAGACCCGUGAUCGCGGCAUGCGAUGGAAGUCAACAGAGCCUCGGAUGGGACGGGGGUUCAAGACCGACCACGAGGGAGGCCAAGAGACCGAGCACGUCCAACGCAUCAGGAUCCAGUCGCCGGCCCUCAUCCUUAUGCUCUCCCGCCUCACGGGCCACGGAGACAGCUGGAAUACCGACAGGCCGAGGACCUUCCUCCGGCCAUUCCGUACCAUGUACUAUUACAGAAACUAUAUGAAAGAUAUCCUCACCAUGAUGGAGAAGAGAUUCGGAGCGCCCCAGACAGGAAUGACGACCCCAGACGCCAAACCUGCUCCAGGGGUGGACGCCGCCCAGCCGUCCGACCAGGAAGACGGCAGCGAAAGCGACUUUCUCGAUCUGGGUGAGGAGGACUUCGAUGAACCCGACCUUGACGAGGUGGUCAGUGGUGAUAUCGCAAAUACCGCUACAGCGCUGCAGCACGUCAGGAAGUACCUCGAGUUUGUGGACAAGCACAUACUCCCGCAGUGGGAAGCAGCUCAAGGGAUCGAGAAGAAGAGGGCAGCCUUCCUCGACCUUUGGAUGUCCUUCAUUGUGGGGGAGAUGCUGUACCGCCCACCCACUGUCGACCCUCCCAAACUUGGGGACAAGAAAUCACAGUCGGUCAAGAAAACGGACCAGAGCGUCUGGCGACUCUACUCCAUCAACCAGGAUAUGUAUGAAGAUGGCCCGCCGGAUGACUACAAAGUUAACAAGAGGCGAGGGCUAUAUCUCCACGCCUACUACAUCGACUAUGAUGGCGCGAGGUACCAACCAGUCCGAGACAGGUUCAAUAUUCAGGACUACGAGGGCGAGAGGGAUAUCACCGAAUUUCCAAUCUACCCACUUCGCUUCGCAAAGGACUCCACGAGACUGAUGAGGAAUUUUAUGGAUCAGGGAAGGCAGUUCCAGCUUAUCAAGACGGAGAAAUAUCUCUACUACGACGGGUGGACGCUCACUCGGGGGCCAACAAGCCGUGACGAGGACAGCAACGAGUUGACCUCGGAGCAUAUCGAUGGCAGCGUCAUCGUUGACUUUCUCGAGGGCUACAAAGCAGACCCAUCUCUUGGUCAGCCCGCCUUCGAAGGCCUUGUGCGGUUCAAAGAUGUCGUGUGGCUUGAUGUUGAUGACCCCAUGGAGAUUCGCCACUGGCUCAACGACAAGCGCCAGGGAAGCCCGUAUACUCUCAUGGAAAAAACGCAGCGGAGCGAGUUUUUUGGGAUAUACCUCGUCGCCCGCCACAUGAAGGAAAGCAAGUUCAUGCGCUGCUGGAAAGCCGGGAAUUCUAAUGAUCUCGAUGGGGAUGACCUGGCCUUAUUGCCGCGCCGCGCCGUCGCUUUCGCCCUCCGCGAGCGCAAGUUCAUCCUGGCCGACAUCAACAUGUUUCGGAUGAUCCCCAGGCAGCAAGAUGUGUUCAAGGACCUGAAGAUCGAUCCCAAGCACAAGCAGAUGAUCGAGUCUCUGGUCAAGACUCACUUCGAGAAGCAGGCGAUGCAGAAGGCCUACGGCACCGGCAACCUCAACCAGGAUCUGAUCCGCGGCAAGGGUUCGGGGCUUUUCAUGCUGCUCCACGGCGUCCCGGGCGUCGGGAAGACGGCGACGGCCGAAGCCAUCGCCCAGGUCAACUCGAAGCCGCUGUUCGCAAUCACCUGCGGCGACCUGGGAUUCGAGGCUGGCAAAGUCGACGCGUCUCUGCGAAACAUCUUCCGCUUGGCACAUCUCUGGGACUGUGUGCUCUUGCUUGACGAAGCCGACGUGUUUCUGUCUCGCCGAGAGGUCUAUGACCUGAAAAGGAAUGCACUGGUUUCUGUGUUCCUUCGUGUGCUCGAGUAUUACUCUGGGAUCCUGUUCCUGACUACCAAUCGGGUCGGCCAUCUCGAUGAAGCCUUCAAGUCCCGCAUCCACGUCAGCCUGUACUACCCCCCGCUGACCAUUCAGCAGACGGUGGCCAUCUUUGACGUCAACAUCCGACAGCUAGAGAUGAUCGAGGCGGAGAAGCAAAGACUGAUGAGUGAAGAGGGGUCCGUAGUUCCCAAGCGGCCCAAGAUGAUCAUCGACAAAGCCAAUCUCCGCCAGUAUGCAGAGUGGCACUGGCGCGCACACGAGCAGUGGGAGCGUUGGAACGGCCGUCAGAUCCGUAAUGCCUUCCAGAUUGCAUAUUCGCUCGCCCACUCGCCCGAAAAUCGACCCGCGAUGGAUGGGCAAGGGAGGGUGAUAUCACAGGCCCAGCUGCGGGUGGGCAGGCCGCAGCCCGCCGCGGUGGGCGGCGACAAUCCGAUGCCCGCCGGCGCCGGCGACCAGGCCCUAGAGCGGCCCCUGAAGCUGGACUACACCCAGUUCGAAGAGGUCGCAAAUGUUAUCGAGAAGUUCGAUAACUACCUCUAUGACACCCUGGCUGGCACGGCGACCGAUGCUGCCCGCGACGCUGGCAUGCGCGCCGACCUCCAUAACCACACCGCGCAACGCCCGGACAGGUUCCUUCCCCAGCCCCGGCCAGCUUACCCACCCUCGCAGCGACAGCAACAAGCGGCGGGUGGCUUCCGUCCACGUCAGCGCCAACAGCGCUUCACGCCGGACCAGCCCGCUGGGGGCGCCGGACCGGCAGCGGGCGGGCGAUGUGCGCCUGCGAACCAGCAACCCCUGCGUCCGUAUCGUACGCCCGGUGCGCGCGAGGCUCCGAGAGGCGGCGGUACACCACCACAGAAUCCGAGGAGAGAUUUACCCCUACGACAGCAGCAGCAGCAGCGGAGGGGAGCCGGCCUAGCCGGUCCAGGCCGCGCGAGGGACACGUCCACAGAGGCCUCGAGCUGGCAAAACGACGGCGGCUUCGGCAACGAGGCAGGGGACUGGGGCCUGCAGCCGCAGGGCGGCGAGGCGGGUGGCGGCGAGGAUUAUGGCAGUUCCGGUUACAAUGACAAUAGCGGAGCGCCGCGGGGUGGUCAGUUUGGUGGCCGUGGCGGAUACUAUAAUGAGCACGACGAGUUUGACGCGGGAAUGGACGAUCUGGAGCAUGGGUAUGAAAACGACCAUGAGGACUAUGAGGGGAACUGCGCUACAGAGGAGCAGCUGGAUGACGAGUACGGCCAGUACUGAGGUGUAUGGCAUCGAUAGUAUAUCAGGAAAUGUGCCGGAUGUGGUGGCGAAAAUUGGGUCGGGUUGGAGGUUGCGAUAUAAGAUGAAGGGUGGCGGGCUCUUCUGACGCAUUAGCAUGGCCCAACUGGCUGCAAGCAGUUGGAAAGCUUCUGCAACUGGUUUGGGCCCCCGCGAACCCGCUGCCGACUUCUAAAAGUCCCAGUCACAGGAAACCUACCACUGAGACAGACUACCCUAAAUCAGGAAGCCUUUCGGAAACCCU
Messenger RNA from Gaeumannomyces tritici R3-111a-1, 3839 nucleotides. RefSeq lists its product as hypothetical. NCBI's taxonomy places the organism in Eukaryota, Fungi, Ascomycota, Sordariomycetes, Magnaporthales, Magnaporthaceae. The record is from RefSeq and is a predicted model, not a curated record. The transcript is spliced from 2 exons. The coding region runs from base 197 to 3577 and encodes 1126 amino acids. Gene Ontology annotation, molecular function: ATP binding; ATP hydrolysis activity.